AUGGAGAGCUUACCCGGAACGGGCGACGACGUCCAUGGCUCUAUGCCGGAUGCGUCCCGCACGUCACUCGACUCUCCAAUCCAACCGGGGCCUGUCUCUGGGCAAACACUCUCUCGAUCCUCAUCAUUGUUACAGAAUCGAUCAUCACUUCCACCGCGUGCCCAACCAGGGGCCCGACAUGCGAAACGGUUGACUUUGAACUUCCCCAUCAACAUCCCGCUGGACCAGCCGCCAUCCGCCACGGACCCUAGUGUCGCCUCCCCCGGAUCCAUGACCCCUGUCACGCAGUCCUCGACUCGUCCGUCCCCCGCCACCCCCGGUGCUCCUAUCCCCUUAGACGUCGAUGAUGAUGGUAUCGAUUUCCUUCGGGCCAUCGCCUCGCAAGAGCGGAGGGUGAUGGAGCUCCGGGAGGAGCUGUCUCGGGCUGAGACGGACCUGUCAACUCUGAAGAAACAAUGGGCGCAGUCUGAGAAGUCGAGGAAACGCACCGAGAUCAGUCUUCAUGCUGAACCCUUGCUGCCACUACGAUCUCCUGACCUGAGCGGGGCGGAGGCAUCCAGUACGCAUCGUCGGGAACAAAGCAUGAGCUCGGUCGGAAGCUCGUCUGUAUCACAGGAACGUAUCAGCCGGGAAUUGGAUCGUCGAAGCAUCGUCCGUCCUACUCCAGCUAAGGGUACAACCAUCUCUGCCAACGGGCGGCGUGUCUUCCAAGGCUCUCAUACGCGCACGUUGUCUCUUCUGUCUCCAGUAACAGUUCAGAGCCCAUCACUUGGCGGACCCGGCCCGUCAGAGGUUGAGCGUGUUGGCCGCGCCCCGCGGUCAGCUACGCUGCCAUCUGUUGAGCGUUACAAUGCCCCCAGUAUUGGAAUGCCGAUGGAUGAGAGUCAGGUGCCGGAGCACCUCCUUUCACAGUGGCGGAAGACCAUGCCGCCUCCAUCGCGCGAGGCACUCGUGCGUACGGGCAAACAGAUGGCUUCCGAUCUGCGCGAGGGUCUCUGGACAUUCUUUGAGGACAUCCGACAAGCAACAGUGGGUGAAGAGGGCAUCAACGCGACCGAAUCACGAACCAUGUCACCAUCCAACUCGUUAACACCGUCGAAUUCACGCAAGCGCGAUUCUUUGGCCAAAUCCCAAAGUCGAGACCGGCUAUCAGCCGCAGGUAGUGGUUCACGAUCUACAUCGUCAUCGUCGCGGGGGAGGAGGCCAGCGGCCGAUGCAUCAUCCGGUAAAGACUCCAAGCCGGCGGACAUUUCCUCGUCUUUCUGGCAUGAAUUCGGCGUUGAUUCACCAGCGCAGACGUCGACAGGCGCUCAUCGCAGUCCCUCCGACAACACAAUCGCCGCAACGACCCCACGGGGCGCGAACGAGUCCGAGCGAACAAAUCACCACUUCAGCAGUUCAGCCGCGGAGGAUGAAACAGCCGACAACUGGGAUAUAUGGGACACGCCGCUUUCCAAGUCCAAAAUAACGCAUACGCCCUCGUCCAGCCGGUCAACAGUAGAGUCCUCGAAGCAUGAACAGUCGCCCGGAACACAAAGUAGCAGUCCCCGAACGAGUGCCAGCUUUGGCGAAUGGAACCCUAGUUCCGCCGCCCCCGAUCCCAGCAUGACCGAAGGCAUCCCCUGGCCCACUAUCACCAAGCUGGCCCCGUCCAAGCUACAACGUACCGCUUCCAACCUCAUGGCUGAGUGGGAGCGAAGUCUCUCGCCUUCGCCGGAGCGAAAGGACUCGUCGUCCUCGUCCAGCUGGAGCAAGAGCAGCAAGAAGGACUGA
Molecule: messenger RNA, 1773 nt
Organism: Penicillium atrosanguineum
Lineage: Eukaryota; Fungi; Ascomycota; Eurotiomycetes; Eurotiales; Aspergillaceae
Product: DUF4048 domain-containing protein
Exons: 2
Coding region: 1-1773 (590 amino acids)
Source: RefSeq, a predicted model, not a curated record